AUGCUCAAGUUGAGUGAAAAAGAUUUGUGGAAUAUUUUCUUAAAGUUAUGUAAACGAGCUCACAAGUGGUAUGUGAAAAAUGGAAAAUUGAAUCCAAAAGAAAGUGUUAGCGAUUCAGAUCGCUCCUAUUGGAGAGAGGUCAUUCAGGUGAUUAAGGAAUUAUCUAGAUCGACCUGUAGAGGUCCUAAGGAUGAUGUGAAUUAUUGGAGAAGUGUUUCUAACAUGAUGAAAGAAUGUGUUGCAUGUUGGAGACAAGUUUCAUCCUUGAUCAAGGAAUUUGGUGGAAAGGUACAAACAUUCAAUGCUUCCUCCAUCACAACAACAAACACUCAACCAACAGAGGAAGACAUGAAAUAUUGGCGUCAAGCCAUUGCCAUGACAAUAGAUUUGUUCUCCAAGUCAUCUGCCACCCAUCAAGAAUACUGGAGAAGCAUUGCACAAAUCAUUAAGGAAUUUGGUAGAAAGAAUUUGAAGCACAAAGGCUGGGUUCUCAAAACAAAAAGAAUGCGCAAUUCAUCUCUGAAGUGA
Naegleria fowleri is the source of this 528-nucleotide messenger RNA. RefSeq lists its product as uncharacterized. The transcript has a single exon. Bases 1 to 528 code for a protein of 175 amino acids. NCBI's taxonomy places the organism in Eukaryota, Heterolobosea, Eutetramitea, Acrasida, Naegleriidae. The record is from RefSeq and is a predicted model, not a curated record.